Cetraspora pellucida is the source of this 936-nucleotide messenger RNA. Lineage: Eukaryota; Fungi; Glomeromycota; Glomeromycetes; Diversisporales; Gigasporaceae. The record is from the annotation of a GenBank genome assembly.
AAAACAUAUAUAUAUCCUAGUAUGCUUUCACCUCCAGCUGGCCAAUUUGAAAGCAGAGAAGAGCUUCUUUUACAUGUUCAAAACUUUCCUAAAACUCUAGAAUAUGCUAUAACAACAAAAAGGUCACAGUCGAAUGUAAAGGGUGAAAUCAAAAACAAGAUGUUAGUUUGUGAUAAAAGUGAUUAUUACAGGAACAGAUUAAAUUUGACAGAAAAUUCAUGCUGCAAACAAACCUCUUUAAAACUUUUGAAUUGUCCAUUUGAACUUUUUGGAACCAGACAUGAUAAUACUUGGUAUUUUGAGGUUCGAAAUCCUGAACACAAUCAUGAGGCCUCUGUGGAUAUGUCUGUCCUUCUCGAUGAACUGAGAGGAUCAGAUUUUGAAUUUGAAUACCAUAAUGAAUCUGAAAUAGAAUAUGAGUGGGCUUUGACUUGUAUAUCAAAAAGUUUUAGUAGAUUGUCUUCUCCUAAAGUUAUUGUUACCGACAGGGAAUUAGCACUGAUGAAUGCCAUUAAUAAAGUAUUUCCUAAAGACUGGAAUGAGUUUUUAAGAAUGUGGCAAUUAGUAACUGAUAAGUUUUUAAAAUGUUAUGAAAACAAACCUGGAGCUAUAAAGUACCUUCAAGAAACCUGGAUGCCAUAUAAAGAAUGUUUUGUCUCUGCUUGGACUGAAAAUUACCUGCAUCUUGGUAAUAAGGUAACCUUAUAUAUAGAAGCUGCACAUGCUACACUUAAAAGUGAACAUUUAGCAAAUGAUCAAGUAUUACAACAAUGUGAUAUUUAUGAACACUGGUGGAUCCAAGGUUACUAUAUAGAAUUUUUGGAACCAACACUCCCUGUAAAUAAUGUUUACACUAACCUUCAACCACUUCUUCAAUCUCUUGCACAAGCAUAUCAAUUCUGGCCACCAUACCAACAAUCUAUUAUCUAUACUUAA